Punica granatum (pomegranate) is the source of this 910-nucleotide messenger RNA. Lineage: Eukaryota; Viridiplantae; Streptophyta; Magnoliopsida; Myrtales; Lythraceae. The record is from RefSeq and is a predicted model, not a curated record.
CAUUAUGUAUUCCCGCUAUAUAAACCCCCCAUUCUUUUCUUGGAGCCCAUAAGCACCCCAACCUCACCUCACAUCAACAUUAAGACUGAAAGAGCUCUCAGAUAGAAAUUCAGUAUUUGCAUCCUCUGAGUUUGAUCUCAUCCCAACCAAAGAUGAAGAAAUUGGUGUUGAAAUUGGACUUGGCCAACGUCAAGGAGAAGCAGAAGGUGAUGACCAAAGUUUCUGGAAUGGAUGGGGUCAUCUCGGUGGCAAUAGACAUGGAGAAGAAGAAGAUGACAGUGAUGGGGGACGUCGACGCGGUGAAGGUGGCCAGCAAGCUGAGAAAGCUCUGCUACGCGGAGAUAGAGACGCUGGGCGAGGACAAGAAGGAUGACAAGAAGGAUGACAAGAAGACCGUUGAUGUAGCUGAGCUACUGAAGACCUAUCCCUGGCUUUACCAUCAUUAUCAGCCGUACCCACCAGUGGUGUAUGCAGAGGAGAAUCCAUAUCCGUGUGUAAUUUGUUAGAGAUUCGAUCGAACGUGUUAUGAUUGGUCCGCGGGACAUUAACGGAUUGGAGAUGAGGAUGAAUCCAUGAUGAAGAGAGUGAAGCAGUUUCAGAGUUGAUCCAUGGGCUUGCUUAUUAUUGUGGUUCUAAGUUUUGAACUAGAGGAUGGAUGGGUUGUCAGUUAAACCGGGUGUAUAGGACGUUGUAUUCAAUCAAAACGGGGGUGUAGUAUAAUGACAUACGUUUUCGCCUAGCAAAUUAAGCAGUUCCAAGUUCGAUAUCGAGAGGGACUACUCAUGUCCUUUUAUUAGCUAUUAGCUAUUAGGAUUUUUAUUUCAUUAUAUUAUGUCAACGUGCUUCCCUUGUUAUCGAAAGAAAUAGAGCGUUGUAUUCAAUAAUUAUAGCUUACUCCCACUUUUAAUUA